This is a messenger RNA of Brassica oleracea var. oleracea, 885 nucleotides long. RefSeq names its product probable tRNA N6-adenosine threonylcarbamoyltransferase, mitochondrial. The annotation marks the transcript as partial. Lineage: Eukaryota; Viridiplantae; Streptophyta; Magnoliopsida; Brassicales; Brassicaceae. The transcript has 9 exons. Gene Ontology annotation, cellular component: mitochondrion. The record is from RefSeq and is a predicted model, not a curated record.
CAUUUAAAGGCACAACUGCUUGAACAAUAUGGUGGCGUGGCUCCCAAACAAGCUGAAGAAGCACACUCUCGGGUUAUUGAUAAGGUUGUACAAGACGCACUUGAUAGAGCCAAUUUGACUGAGACAGAUCUCUCUGCUGUUGCUGUUACCAUUGGACCUGGUUUGGGCCUCUGUCUACGCGUUGGUGUGCACAAGGCUCGAAGAGUCGCUGGUGCUUUUAAUCUCCCAAUCGUCGGGGUGCAUCACAUGGAGGCUCAUGCCCUUGUAGCCAGAUUAGUGGAACAUGAAUUAAGUUUUCCUUUCAUGGCAUUGCUUAUAUCAGGAGGGCAUAAUAUUAUAGUUCUUGCUCAUAAGCUUGGUCAGUACACACAACUUGGGACUACAGUAGAUGAUGCUAUAGGAGAGGCAUUUGACAAGACAGCAAAAGGGCUCGGCCUUGAUUUGCGGAGAAGUGGUGGACCAGCUGUUGAAGAGCUUGCUCUUGAGGGUGAUUCAAAGUCUGUUAUGUUUAAUGUUCCAAUGAAAAAUCAUAAAGAUUGCAACUUUUCUUAUGCUGGUUUGAAGACACUAGUGAGGCUAGCCAUUGCAGCCAGAGAAAUUGAUGCUAAAUGUCCUUUUUCGUCUGCAACAAAGGAAGACAGAAGAAACAGAGCUGAUAUUGCUGCUUCUUUCCAGCGAGUAACUGUCUUGCAUCUGGAGGAAAAGUGUGAGCGAGCAAUAGACUUGGCAAUGAAACUCGAGCCUUCUAUAAAACAUAUGGUAGUCCCUGGUGGUGUUGCCUCAAACCAGUAUGUACGGUUUCGACUUAACAACAUUGUCGAAAACAAAAACCUGAAACUAACGAUCAGAUCCCAAGAUGUGUUGAGUCAAGUGGUUUUGUGGUGA